Maniola jurtina (meadow brown) is the source of this 1393-nucleotide messenger RNA. RefSeq names its product zinc finger protein 710-like. Lineage: Eukaryota; Metazoa; Arthropoda; Insecta; Lepidoptera; Nymphalidae. The coding region runs from base 69 to 1346 and encodes 425 amino acids. The record is from RefSeq and is a predicted model, not a curated record. Gene Ontology annotation, molecular function: zinc ion binding. The transcript is spliced from 5 exons. Gene Ontology annotation, cellular component: nucleus.
CGAUACCGAAUUUUGUAAUGGCCCACUAAACAACAUUUUAUUUAUUUAUUUAACUAAAAAUCAUCAGUAUGAAUGACUUUGCAACUUUAGAAAAAACUAUAGUACGUGAACUGUCGUGUCGACUGUGUCUGUGCACCGAUGUAUCAAAAUUAAAACCGCUUAAUGCCGAAAUAAAACGCAAACUGAAAAGACUUUUCAAUAUUACUAUUCACACAGACGACAACCUUCCCAAGGCAAUAUGCCACGAUUGCUUACAACAAGUAGCCGUUUUACACCUUUACGCUGUGAAAGUAGACAAAACACAAAAGUUUUUGGAGUUCCAUAACAUUAAGAGUAACGCAAUCAAACGAGAGCAACACUCUUCAGAGAAGCUUCACCCUAUAAUUGCAGCAAUUUCAGAUCAUAAAGCACCUAGUACAAAGCACAACGAUAGUUUAAAACAGGCACCUAAUAAACCAAAUAUGCCAGCAAAAGAAUUUCAACAAGGAGACGCGAAAUCCCCAAAAGCACAAAAAAGAAAAUCUGCCGCAGAAAGGAAAUUCUUAGAAGUUAUGCCUUUAGAUGAGUUCGCAAUAACCGAAAGCGUGGACAAAUCUCUACUAAACAGUUCAACGUCAAGUAACAAAUCGCCUCAAAUAAUAGGAAGAGACAAAAAUAAAAACGUUGGUCUGGUAAAUGAUGUGUUGGACCCUAUUGUGCUGAUAGAUGGACGUCCAGCCAAACAGGGCGCAGCUUUAGAUAAACAGAUAACUCUGUUUUACAAAAUGGAAUGCUGCAUUUGUCAUGGGCAAGGAUUUCACUUUAGGUCACUAAUGAAGCAUUACAAGGAUAGACACGGCGUUCCUGGCUAUGUCACUUGCUGCGACAAAAAGUUCCACUACUUCUAUCCAAAAAAGAUUAUUGAGCAUAUGGCUUAUCAUCUACAACCGAACAUUUUUAUGUGUCGCAGUUGUCAUCACAAUUUCCAAACAUCGCAACAACUUUUAGACCAUCAGAGCAACGGAGGGAGGUCAGAGGGUAAGAUCGCCUGUCCGCGUUGUACAGAACGCUAUCCCACCUACCAAGAACUGGGAUGGCAUAUAAUAACACAUCGCUCCGACAAACUUCAGUGCGAUUAUUGCGGAAAAUUGUUGAAACAUCACCAUCGCAAGAAAACAGUAAACCACAUGGAGGAUGUGGUACUUUGCUCACAAUGUGUACGGACUUUGAAAAAUUUAGAAAAACAAGAAAAAGAAACUAAAGAAAAGGUUAAAGCAAAGAACAGUGACGCUGUAACUCAACAAAAGUAUCAGAAAUUUCGUCUAGCGAUGGGACUGUCGGCGGAUGAAGAUGCUUCGACAGACUAAAUAAAAAUGAAAAUGUUUAAAAAAUAGCAAUCAAAGAAAAAAUUGUA